CCGCGGCGGUGUUCAAACGGCGUACGCCGCUGCAGUGCUGCGCCGGCAUCACACCGCAUAAACAUCACUCGUUGUACACGCGUCGCCCGAACGAAGUAUAUUUACUGUAAUAAUAAUAUUAUAUAUUAAUAUUAAUAUACUAUAUUAUGUAAAAUUGCACGAUAUCAAUGUUAUAACGGCAGCAGACGACGACACAAAACGAUUACGCACUGUACGUCAGCUGUCGUGCGUAUUAUAACAAUAGGUAUAGCUAGGUAGUCGCGUAUUGUAUACGGGCGAUUUUCUUUUCUGCUGCAGGACGCCGCGCCGAAAGCUCUAUCACGUCCGACUUUCCGCGCGCGUCAUCCGCGGCACAACGACAUAUCAUUAUUAUCGUCCUUUUGUCGUUAUUAUUAUCAACAAAUUUAAAAAUCUGGAACAAUAAUACGCGUGGUUGUCGAAAACUCAGACGACGGCAACGCGAUAAAAACGUCCUCGUCGAUACGAUAUUACAAUGCCGUCGGUCACAAAAUCGUUUAUUCGCAAGUGAAUUGCAACAUAUUACACCGGUCUUUCCGGCUUCCACUGCUAUAAACGAGAAAAAAUAUUACAAUUUUUUAACAAUAUCGUUUGUUUACAUUGUUGACUUACCGCCGCAAACGACGACUUGUUGAUGCUAUUUUAUACCCACGAAUGAUGGUUGCUCGUUCGCCACCGUCGAGCCUGUAUACCACUUUGACAUGGUCGCGCAUUUUGUUCAAUCACUCGUUAUGACGUGCUCCUGAGACCUAUCGGAGUAUACUUGAAUCCGAGGGUACCUGAAUGGCACGUCGGUGAUCUAGUGCUGCACGGAAUCCGGAUAUUAUUAUUGUACGUUGACGGAAGUCGGUCGGUCGAGCUUUGAGUCCGCGACGUAAAGGAUUUACAAGGAGUAUUAAGGAUGCGUUUACUCAACCACGGAUUCACAGUGAUCGCUUCAGGUGCACGCACCGUCGUUGACGAAGAGUCGGCAAGCAAGAUGAUGUCAACGAUGGUUGUUCGCAAACUGUUUUUAGUAUGUGGUCCAAGAGCAACGCAGACAAACUAAAAAUGGAACUUUCAGGCAAGCGGGAGAAACAACAGCAGUCCAUUAAAAGCGAGAAGGUUACUGAAGACAAUACCAAUAUAAAAAUGGAUUCUGGAUUCUUGUCUGGUGCCAAUCUGUCUUGUGAUAUGUUAUCCAAAGAGAAUAUUGAAUGCGAUGUAAAAAACAAAGACCUCAAUUUCAAACAACUAAAAGAAACACCAACAAUUGUUGUGGAUAGUGGUUUGGAUAUCUGUGAAUCGGGCUGUUUGAGUGAAUUGGAUGUUGACCAAAAAAACACCUGUAAAUCCUAUUCUAACACUGAACACAAUUGGCAGUUUUAUUUCCAACAGAAUGAAGACGGUGACACGCAACUUCAUCUUGCUAUCCUUCAUGGAUAUAUCCAAGUUUCAAAACGGUUAAUUGAUAUUUGUCCAGAUUCCAAACUAUUAGAUAUACGAAAUGAUGAUGGCCAAAGUGCUCUCCAUUUGGCUGUUAUCACAAACCAAUGUGAAAUUGUAAAAUACCUAAUGAUGGCUAAUGCCAAUGCAGAAGUAUUAGAUUGUAAUGGAAAUACAGCAGUUCAUUUGGCAUGUUAUGGUGGAAAACUAGAUUGCCUGAGAAUAUUAGCUAGUUAUGUAUUACUACCAAAAAUAUUUGAUACUAUUAAUUAUGAUGGUUUGGCAUGUAUUCAUAUUGCAACAAUUGCUAACCAUCCAAAUCUACUUAGAUUUAUUGUUAAUAGUUCAAAAAAUGUGAAUAUCACAGAUUAUAAAAGUGGAUACACGGCAUUACACUUUGCUGUAGCUCUAAAUAGAGCUAAUCUAAUUGAAUGUUUAUUAGAUAAAGUUGAUCCAAAUAUUGAGAGUUAUGCUGGAAAAUUAGCAUUUGAAAUUGAUGUUGAUUAUGAUGAAGAUGAAGAAGAUAAUGAAAUUUCUGACGAUCUUGUGAAAUCAAUGAAUGUACUUCAGUUACCUAAUAACAGUUCAAUCAAGUGUUGAAGAAUUUAUUUACCAAUGUUGUUUUACUUUUUCCUAUAUUAGCAUUCAGCCUAAAACCACCUGAUUAUAAUUUCAUUAUCAUUUUUAAAAUCUAGAUUUAUUUAAAUUAGUACAUUAAUAGUUAAAUGUGUAUUUUGUAAUUUUUAAAUUAUUAUUGAUUUUCCCACUCCCCAUUUUUAUGUAAUAAUAUUAUUGGAAUGUAUUUGAUAUGCACGUUAACUUUUUUUAUUUUAUUGUUGGAAAUGUCCAAUGAAUGUUAUGUGAAUGGAAUAUAAUUGUGAAUGACUUUUUUGGUGAUUUUUUUAAUAAAUGUAUUUAUAUGUUAAAAA
Messenger RNA from Aphis gossypii (cotton aphid), 2372 nucleotides. Its product is annotated as NF-kappa-B inhibitor cactus-like. Gene Ontology annotation, molecular function: protein binding. NCBI's taxonomy places the organism in Eukaryota, Metazoa, Arthropoda, Insecta, Hemiptera, Aphididae. The transcript has 7 exons. Bases 1036 to 2043 code for a protein of 335 amino acids. The record is from RefSeq and is a predicted model, not a curated record.